Morone saxatilis (striped sea-bass) is the source of this 5025-nucleotide messenger RNA. RefSeq names its product homeobox C1a (gene hoxc1a). Gene Ontology annotation, cellular component: nucleus. Lineage: Eukaryota; Metazoa; Chordata; Actinopteri; Moronidae. The record is from RefSeq and is a predicted model, not a curated record. Gene Ontology annotation, molecular function: RNA polymerase II cis-regulatory region sequence-specific DNA binding; DNA-binding transcription factor activity, RNA polymerase II-specific. Gene Ontology annotation, biological process: regulation of transcription by RNA polymerase II. The coding region runs from base 55 to 1026 and encodes 323 amino acids. The transcript is spliced from 2 exons.
GCCGGGCGUGAAGUGAACCCCCCGUCCAAUGAUUAUGCAGGGGGAGAGGUGAUAAUGACUUCCUAUCAAGAGUUAACGGCCGAAGGGGAGAGUAGCCCUCUGUUCACGGGCUGCUGCCGAGCGAAAGAGGUCAUAAACCGGGACCUGGAAGGCAGGACUCAUCCUGAACUCGGCAGUCGUGAUGAGGAGGGGAAACUGGAGGCUGAAGUAGCCUCAGGAUUUAACACACCGCAUCCCCGGUACUUAACUCUCUCCAACAGUUUGACUCUGUGCACCUCUUUGGACAGCCCUCCUCCUCCUCCUCCUCCUCCUCCACCGUGUGAGACUCUCGAGGGCUUCUCGACACCGGCCUGCCCCCACUCGUCCCGUGUCCCCUGGCGGUGCAGGGCGCAGGGGCAGAGCUCUCCAGGACGCGGAUACUCUGCGUCAAAUAACGACGAGACGCCACAGUCCCGUUUUGGGUCACUUACAGAACAAAUUCAAAUCUACUCCCACAAUGGCCCCGAGAUUCACGUCGCCGUGGGGAGUUCUGCCAGCUCGGACUGCAACGUAGCUGAUAUGGACGUAAACAGUACAACUUUUGAGUGGAUGAGAGUGAAGAGGAGUCAGCACCGGGCGGCCAGGAUGCACAUGACCUGUGGGUUCAGUAUUGUUGGCUCGGGCCUCGGUGCUGUGGAGGCUGGAAGCAGCAGCAGCAGCAGCAUCUGCACGGAUGGCCAUCCCACGGUGAACGGGGCCCCGAGGACCAGCUUCAGCACCAAGCAGCUGACAGAGCUGGAGAAGGAGUUCCACUUCAACAAGUACUUGACGCGGGCCAGGAGGGUGGAGGUCGCCAGCGCCCUGCAGCUCAGCGAGACGCAGGUGAAAGUUUGGUUUCAGAACAGACGCAUGAAGCAGAAGAAAUUACAGAGAGACGGGCUGCUCUCAGACCCGGGGCCCGCGGCACCGCACUCACACGCCGACACUCUGGACACCUGCCCCUCUUCUGGACCGUCCUCGCCAAAACACCUGCCCCUGAACUCCUGAGCCGCAGGAGCUGCGCCAUGCGUUACGCAGCAAGGGCGUCUGCCUGCAGAUGUUUUGAUUCCCGUUUGCAUCGGUUUCAAUCAGGCUUCACCAUUAUUUGCUUACCACGAUGGAUGCUUAUCGCAAGAAGCGCAAUGGCAAGUUUCUUCAUGCAAGAACGGGUCAAAACAAUUUGUCAUCCUCCCCGGCUUCAGACUGGCGCACUGAUUUGAAUAUUAAAAUUCAAGUCAUUCCAUUGCGCUCCUAUCUACACAAUGUAAACGAAGAAACAAAAUUAUAUUAAUUGCCCAUAGAAACUGUGGCAGACUAUUUGUUUAUUUAUUUUGAACAAUUCAUUCAGGAAAUGGCUUUACUUGAAUAGAUUUAUUCUGCAGGACACGUGCUUCCUAGUUUUGUUUAAAAUAACACGAAAUAAUUUUAUUUAUUUAUUUAAGGUCUACAUUGGACCGUGUUUAUUUUAUUGACACAGAAAGAAAAUAUAUUAGAGUGAGUCUGGCUAAUUAUUCCACCAAAUCACACUGUUGGUCUUAAUCUUAAUUCAUGUUCCAACAUUACAGAGAUUUCUUUUAUUAUUAUAUCCAUUAAAAGGCUGUUUGUGCCUGAGAGCCCACAUUUGAGGAAAAAGUCAGCUGCACCUUUUUGUAGACAGACAUCUCUAACGUGAUCAUCAUCAGGCUCAUUUUGCAGAGCUCUCAUGCUGCUUUAAUGUUGUGUAUUUUGUCCGGUUUUUAGGUUUUUCAUUAUCCGUCGUCCAUGGAGAGAUUAAACUACCGUAAUUGACUGAUAGAUUUAUUGACUGCCCGUAUUAGGAGUAUUGAUCCGUGGUGAUCCAUCUAUUUGAGGCACAAAUCUGGGAGCGUUUGCAUGCAUCUGUAACUGCACGUUAAUGGCAUGUAGAAACAUCACGAUCGGGAGUUGUUGCGUCUUUUAUUACCCCUAUACAUGCAUCAGAAAAUGAUAAUUUAGCUUGAACACUCAUGCGGGAGAGAAGACAAUAAAACGCUGUCUGGGCUGUUUUGCAGAUCAACCAAUAAAUUGUGUGGUCCCCAGCAGUUCGAGCAGCUAAAUAUUCCUUCCAGAUUCACAUCUCAUCUCGUAUAAAGUAAAUGAUUGUAAACUCGGCCCUUAAACACUGUUAUGUUCCCAGUAUUGCAAUGCAUUUCUGUCACGUUAAUGUCUGUUCUAAUAUCAAGAUAUGAGCCAUCAGCCGCAUUAAUUCUCUGUGAGGGAAUAUUUUUGUUUAGCUUUCAAUUAGCGUGUGUUUGCACUGGAUAUGAAAAGGUUACCACAUCCAAAGCGAAUAUUAAUGACAACAAAGGAAUUAAAGUUAAAGCAGCUGGGGGUUGUCGCUUAGAAUUUUUUAUUUUUUUUUAAAAGCCAGAAUUAUAAUGAAUUAAUUAGGUCCGUUUUAAACCUUUAAUAGGUGUCCUCAUUGGAAUUUGUAGUAUAAAUAAAAUGCUGCUUAUAAUAUAAUAAUUAGACAGUGGAGUGGACAUGAAGGCUGCAAGGCCAAGCUAAUGCAUGCAGUUACACCAGAGUUCACCUCUCACCUCUUGACCUUUGUCUUGCCUCGGGACAACGAUGACCCGGUCAGCGGCUCAGAGAGAGAGAGAUGCACAAUUCAUUUGGGUGACCUCGGAGUCUAAGCUUUUUCUUUUCUUUCUUUCUUUCCGUUUUCUCUUUUUUCCAACAACUCCAAACGCUUUUGUUGUGGUUGUGGGUCUCCAUGUCCACACAAUAAUAUUUCAUCCAGCUGAAUAGAGGGGCGACCAGGCCAUAUGAUAAUUGUUCAUAUUAUAAUUCCAUACCAGGCUGCAUAAUGCAUUUUUUCUACACCUAGAGCUAACCUAAUUUUUGCCCUAUCUCUUAUUUUAAUAAGCCCAAAAAUAUGUUACUGGCUCACUUUAUAAACUGGAUGAAAGAGUCUUUUUCGCCCAAUAGGUUUUUUGGAUAUAAACUACAGACCUAUUUUUAAUAGCAAAGUUGAAAUAUUAAAGUUACUGGAGCAUACUUAACACUUAAUAUGAUUCCAUGUCAGAGCCAGUAUAAACAAAAUUUAGAACAACUAUUCAUUACAUGCCGCUGUUUAUAUAUUUCAUGCAUAUCUUGCUUGAAUAAUUUUUAAAGAAUUUAGAAAUGAAUCCCCCCCAAACAAUAUCUUUUAUGAUGUUCAUCUCAUUAAUAUUAACUGAAAGCUAGGAAGAAAUACAAAUUCAGACUUAAAGGUCUGCAGAGGAGCUUUUGACAGUGCAAACAUUUAAGUUUUAUUUGUAAUUGAUCCGAAUGAUUUUACUUGCAAGCUAGACAUAAAAUGUGUACAGCCUAAUUUAUUUUAAAUUUGCAUUUAUACAAAGUACAGACCAUUAAGGCCGUCUUUCUCUAAACAAAAUAGUGCAAAGUGGAAUGUUAAACAAAACCAUCAAAUGUGUCCGUCUUUUUUUAAUGCAAAUCAGAGUGCACUUGUGAAAGUUAGGAGGAGGAUGAUGAGGACAAUGAUGAUAAAAUGCGAUGAUGAAGUUGGUGAAUAUAAAAAUGGCCUCUCAUGUCCACUGUUCCUGCUGAGAAGUGUGUUAGGUUGACCUUAUUAGAAACUCUUUUAUCAUCUUGUGCAAAUAUGUUCCCUUGCCACAGGGCUUCAAGUUACAGGUUGUAAUGUGCACAGAGGAUGCAUGCAGCAGGUGUGCACUCAGACUUUUUUUAAAAAAUCCGAACUUACUUCAUUACAGUUUCUACUAAGUAAUUGAUUCACUUAGAAAUACACAAUUCGAAAUAGUAAAUGUGUGGAAGAAAAAAACAACUUAAUGUGAAUUAUAGGGAUGAAAAAGAAGAGUUGAUUUAUUUUGGGUGAACUAUCACUUUAAUUUCAUCCUGUGGCAGCUUCAGCAUUUGCCUCUCAAUUGAUGAAAGGCAAACCACAUUGUUUGUUCAGACCUGACAUUUAGUUCGAAAGCAUUUGAGUGUGACUCUACUCUGAUGAAUUUGUGCUCUUCUGUAAUUCCUUCCUGAAGAUGUAUGGCCGGUUCACGAGACUGACAGCUGUGCUGUGCUUAUACACAAGCAAACACAUGGUGAAUGGAAGGUAAAUAAAACACCCCAAAGAAAACGCAUAAUGUAUUGCUGCCACAGGUAGUAACAGUCGAGAUGCUGAACAAGUUAGAAUUGCUUUCACAAUAUUUUUUUUAAUUUCCUUUAAUUUUCUGAGAAUGAAAUUCCCUCCAAAAUCUACUUUAUUUAACUCAUUUAUUUAACUCAAUUAUAAAAACAUUUAUGAUAAAGUGCAAUAGCUCAAACAUAAUUUGUAAAAGUGAAGUUACCUGCUAUUAUUUUGAAUAAAACACUCAAAUUGAGAUAUCGAACUAAAACCAGUGAUGUAUCCAUUCAUGAUGAAUGAUGCUAUUGACAGUCUUGGUUUUCUUCUGCAUUGUCUUCUAUUGCAAGUUAGCUGAUGUGGGCAGCUGUUGCAGUUCUCUUGAGGAGCGAUCAAUGAGAGAGCAUAUGCAACUUACAGAUUAUCUUACAUUACAUUUUAAAUUAAUACAUAUAAGUGGGUUCCUCACGAGCUCAUUGUAAUUAAUGCUAAGUUGACCUAAAAUUAACUUAAUGCAUAAUAUGCAUGUAAUAUCCUCACCGGUGCUCAGGGGAAUGAAAUCAAUUGAUCAAGUUAAGCUCUUUCUAAUUCUAUGUGAAGCACUUAUAGAUAGCUCAGUUGUUGUUGUAAUUACAGAUCAUUUGAAUGUUCUCCUCCCUUUGAGUUUUUCUGUUCGUCUGAUUUUACUGUUUUUCUUUAUUUGCAAGGCUUUCAUGGACUAUUAGUCUUUUUGAUCGUGCUCAUUCACAUAUUUGACUACCAAACAAUUUGUACAUCAAGAAAGUUGAAAUGAAGUGCACCUGUUUUUUGUGUGAGUGUGUGUACCUAUGUAUAUUUGGAUGCCCUGUGUACAAUUACACAAAUAUGUGUUUUGUUUCCUAGGUGCUACUAAUAAAGCGCUCAAAAAGAUA